This is a messenger RNA of Nerophis lumbriciformis (worm pipefish), 837 nucleotides long. RefSeq names its product caudal type homeobox 1 b (gene cdx1b). Gene Ontology annotation, molecular function: RNA polymerase II transcription regulatory region sequence-specific DNA binding; DNA-binding transcription factor activity, RNA polymerase II-specific. Gene Ontology annotation, cellular component: nucleus. The record is from RefSeq and is a predicted model, not a curated record. Lineage: Eukaryota; Metazoa; Chordata; Actinopteri; Syngnathiformes; Syngnathidae. Gene Ontology annotation, biological process: embryo development; regulation of transcription by RNA polymerase II; anterior/posterior axis specification.
AUGUACGUGAGCUACCUGCAGCUGGACAAGGACCCCCCCAUGUACCACCAGAACCCGGUAGGCAGACACCCGGGCCUCAGCCUCAGCCCGCAGAACUUCCCGGUACCGGCCCCGGCCCAGUACCCGGACUUCUCGGGCUACCACCCCGUGCACCACCACGGCCUGGGUCCGGCAGACCCCCACACCCCGCACCCACCUCACCCCCCUCAGCAGCAGAGCGGCGCCUGGAGCCCGGCCUACCCGCCCCCGCCUCUGCCUCCCCCACCUCAGUCCGCGCGGGACGACUGGACCGCGCACCACUACGGGACCGCCACCGGGCCUCCCGGGACCACCGCCGUGGGCCCCAACCUGGGCUACGGUCCCCCGGAGUUCGCCGGGCAUUCGCCGGGUCUGUUGGCCGCCUCCCUGAGCGCGCCCGCGGGUCAAGGGUCGGGCGCGUCCCCGCAGAGGAGAAGCGCCUACGAGUGGAUACGACGCGCGUCCACGCCGCUCGCCAACCCCAACGGGAAGACUCGCACCAAGGACAAGUACCGAGUGGUCUACACGGACCAUCAGAGACUGGAGCUGGAGAAAGAGUUCCACUACAGCAAGUACAUCACCAUCAGAAGGAAGGCGGAGCUCGCCGGCGCCCUGGGCCUAUCAGAGAGACAGGUGAAGAUCUGGUUCCAGAACCGGCGAGCGAAAGAGCGCAAGAUGAACAAGAAGAAGCUCCAGCAGCCCGCCUCCUCCACCACGCUGACCCCGCCCGCUGGAGGCGGUGGCAGCGUCGCCAUGGUGACCAGCAGCAGCGGCCUGGUGUCUCCUUCUCUGUCCAUGAACAUUAAGGAAGAGUUCUGA